CUCUCUGAGAGACGUCACAUGGCAGAGCAGAAGCAGGGAGUGGAUGCAGCCAUGUAAUGCAAUUACAUAUGGAAGAGCUGAAAGCAAAUGUUCUUCGACUGUAAUAAACCGGAUUGUAGAUGCACAGAAAUGGUUUCAUGAUUUCAAAUCGGAUGGAUUGGAUUUUAAGUUGAUUAGAUUUUUUUUCGGUUUGGAAGGGUUCCUCUUUUUGUUUUUGAUUUUCCUCUCCAGUCAACCCACGUCCACGCCUGGAGAUGUUUUCGAGGCGGAUUUUUUUCCUGUAACUCAACUGCUCCGUUCUGGUGGUCGGAAGGGAAUUGUGAAUAGUGAAACUCCGCCAUAUUCAGCUUUUUUUUUUUUUUUUUUUUACCACGCCCGAGUGUGUGUGUGUGAGACUAUAUAUACACACAUAUGAGGAAAACCUCAUGAUUUCCAUGCAUCCGGAUUAUAAAAAUGAAAAUGCAUUCAAGCGGAUGGAUGAUCAUUUUUUAAUUCGGAUUUUUUCCCCCACGAUUUUAACCAUAAAAUGUUUUCUGGUGGGGGUUUAGAAAUCCGAUCAGAUACGGAGUGAACAACUGAUCUGUGGAUUGCAAACUGAGAUUGAUGUUUAUAUAAUUAGAGAGAGAGAGAGAGAUAUGCGCGUGUCCCACUUCGGGUCUCGUUUUGUUUGCUUUUAUCUUUUUGUUUUGAUACAUAAGUAAAAAUACAAAUAUUUCCUGAAUUUGCUUGGACGUUGCAUAGAUCGUCCAUCUUCUCCUCCUCCUCCUUUCUUCUUCUCCACUCUGGACUGAUAAAACUACAGGAAAACUAAGGCUGCUACUUCUUCUCGACUCUUCUUCUUCUCGAGCUCCAGACUCGCUUGAUCUUCACCCAUAACGUGUAUUUUUGCUCAGAGAAACUUUUAAAACGCAAUAAAAAAAAACCCCGAGAAGAACCAUGACUCUGGACUCCAUCAUGGCGUGUUGUCUGAGCGAGGAGGCGAAGGAAGCGAGGCGGAUCAACGACGAGAUCGAGCGGCAUCUGCGCCGGGACAAGAAGGACUCCCGCCGCGAGCUCAAGCUGCUGCUGCUCGGGACGGGUGAAAGCGGCAAGAGCACCUUCAUCAAGCAGAUGAGAAUCAUUCACGGUUCGGGCUACUCGGAGGAGGACAAGAAAGGCUUCACCAAGCUGGUCUAUCAGAACAUAUUCAUGUCUGUUCAGGCCAUGAUUCGAGCCAUGGACACCCUCCAGAUUCCUUACAAAUACGAGCGCAACGAGGGCAACGCAAACGUUGUUCGAGAAGUGGACGUAGAGAAGGUUUCGGCGUUCGUAAGUCCGUAUGUAGAUGCCAUUAAGAGUUUAUGGAACGACCCAGGAAUCCAGGAGUGCUACGAUCGAAGGAGAGAAUACCAGCUCUCAGAUUCGACCAAAUACUACUUGAAUUCGUUGGAUCGGAUUGCCGAGGUGUCGUACGUACCCACGCAGCAGGACAUCCUGAGGGUCAGAGUUCCCACCACGGGAAUCAUCGAGUACCCUUUUGACCUACACAGCGUCAUAUUCAGAAUGGUGGAUGUUGGCGGGCAGCGGUCCGAGAGACGCAAGUGGAUCCACUGCUUCGAAAACGUCACCUCCAUCAUGUUUCUGGUGGCGCUGAGCGAAUACGACCAGGUCCUGGUUGAAUCCGAUAACGAGAAUCGAAUGGAGGAAAGCAAAGCGCUAUUUCGGACGAUCAUAACGUAUCCCUGGUUCCAGAAUUCAUCCGUCAUUUUGUUCUUGAACAAGAAAGACCUGCUGGAGGAGAAAAUCAUGUUUUCACAUCUUGUAGAUUACUUUCCUGAGUAUGAUGGUCCCCAGAGAGACGCUCAAGCAGGGGGAGAGUUCAUCCUGAAGUUGUUCGUCGACCUGAAUCCCGACAGCGACAAAAUCAUCUAUUCGCACUUCACAUGCGCGACAGACACGGAAAACAUCCGAUUCGUCUUCGCCGCAGUCAAGGACACCAUCUUACAGCUCAACCUGAAGGAGUACAAUCUGGUGUAAACGGACGAACAAACCCGUGGCGUCCCUGCAGCUUGAGCUUAACUUUGAAAAACGACACGCGUGGGGUGACGCUGAGUCGUCGUCGUCCCCCACCCCUCACCGCCACCCCCUCUCAAGGACAAAUUGGAGACUGAUUUACCAUUUUGUCUUUGGACAAUAAUAUCAAUGAAUACAACCUGCUCACUACUGCGUAAUUUAUUUGCACUUUGGAGCUUGUUUGCAGGGUCCAACAUCACGAUUUUUCAUUUGAGAUACAAAAAAAACGACGCUGGGGGACGUUUUUUCACAAUCGGCUUAACCGCAUGCUCAGCCAUGGUGAACUUUUACGGUUUCCUUUCUCGAAUGCGCUUCGCUCUCCAUGCACGAGUUGAAGAAUGUACACACCUGGUUAAUUACUAAUUAAGGAUCAGAGGAUCAAGAGGUGCUAGAAAGUUAUGACACACCUAAUUAUCUCCUCCAUUGUAUUUAAGUACUUCAACCGGUGACUAUUUUCUGUUCAAGGUCUGAGGACACAGAUCAGGAUCAGCAAUGGGUGUGGUUUCUUCUCCAAGACGCCUUUUUUGCUGUCUUUAUGGUAAUUAGAAGUGAAUGGUUUAGAGUUGAGUGGUGCCACAUUUUGCUUAUAAGUGUGCUUCUUAUAUAUUGUUAAAGGAAUAUACGCUUCACUAAUGUCAGACGUUAUUUUUUAGAAACACACACCCCCAUCUGUUUGUAUCGUUUUCCAGAUUUCUUAUUUGUUCUUAGAAAGUUGUCCAAUUGUUCACUCUCUAACAGUAAGACAGCAGUAUUUCAUCAAUCGUUCACCCAAUUUAGUGUUUCACUGCUGGGUAUCUAAGGUGGCCACCAAAAACAUUUCCUGGUUUACAGAUGGACCGAAUCUUCUAGUGCCACUUUCACCACUACAGUAUAUUUCCUUAAUCAUGAAAUUAGGAUGUACAAUCAGUGUUUAAAUUUCAAGUGUAUUUGGGAAUGAUCGAGGAUUCCUACAUGAUGUUCCUCCAAAAAAAAAAAAAAAAUCGAGCUUUUUGGGACAAUGCGAUCUUUCAUUUAACCUCAUUUUUUCAUCCCAAAUGGUUUCAUAUAUAUAAAAUAUUUAAAAAAUGCUGAUUUGUGAUAUUUGCAAUUGGAAUGUUCUAGAAAAUGAACCAUGAUGAAUUUUUUUUUAUCCCCCUCAUGGGCUGGUGGUGUUAAUUUUCUGGUGUUUCAAUCAUUCCUAAAAAGGACUCGAAUUAAACUUCACAUGCUUGUUA
Messenger RNA from Silurus meridionalis, 3266 nucleotides. RefSeq names its product guanine nucleotide binding protein (G protein), q polypeptide (gene gnaq). Gene Ontology annotation, molecular function: guanyl nucleotide binding; GTPase activity; G protein-coupled receptor binding. Gene Ontology annotation, cellular component: heterotrimeric G-protein complex. Gene Ontology annotation, biological process: phospholipase C-activating dopamine receptor signaling pathway; action potential; adenylate cyclase-modulating G protein-coupled receptor signaling pathway. Bases 937 to 2016 code for a protein of 359 amino acids. The record is from RefSeq and is a predicted model, not a curated record. The transcript is spliced from 7 exons. NCBI's taxonomy places the organism in Eukaryota, Metazoa, Chordata, Actinopteri, Siluriformes, Siluridae.